AUGCAUUGGCUUCUGGUGGUAGGAUGGUUUUUAUUAAUUAAUCAAUCAAUAGGAUGUACAGUACCCUCAUUUUCAAGCUUACAAGUUCAACCACAUUUUAAUCUACACAGAUUUCUUGGUAUAUGGUUCGAAAUAAAAUGGUUUACAACUCAAACUAUUAAUCCAACUGGUGUAUGGAGUGAUUAUUCUCUAUCAUUUCAAUUACAAGGUCGUCCAAGACAACGUCUUCUUGUUUACGGUAGAGCACGAAGAGUUAAUGCAUCACAAUGUCACUCAUUUGGUCCAUGGUUAAUGCAAACACCUGGUGGUGCAAGACUUUUUCUUCAAAAAGAUAAUCUCACUAGUAAUACAAUACUCCAUCAGCCUUUUUAUGUAUUAAAAACCGACUAUAGAAAUUAUGCAUUAGUUUAUCAAUGUUUGACACCAAAUUAUAGACUAAAUCAACCAUGUACAAGUCGAAUUUUAUAUAUAUUUAGUCGAAGAAGAUUUUUACCAUGGAGAUUUUUACAACCACUUUAUCGUUAUAUUGCAAAUGUCUUGUGUAUUUAUCCAAGACAACUUAGAACUACAUCUCAUACAGUAUCAUGUUAUGGACGAAUUAUGGGCUAA
This is a messenger RNA of Rotaria sp. Silwood1, 609 nucleotides long. Lineage: Eukaryota; Metazoa; Rotifera; Eurotatoria; Philodinida; Philodinidae. The record is from the annotation of a GenBank genome assembly.